UUCGCCCCGCCCCUGAGGUCUGUUACUCUAGUAGCCAUAUCCAAACAAGCCCUUGCCAUCAUGAGACUGCUCUGCCUGGUCUGUGUCCUGUUCUUACAGUGGAGAUCCACAUUUGCAUACCUGUGUUCCGCCUCGGAGUGCGUGGCGGAAGCAACGUGUGAGUCAGGCGUUUGCAUAUGUCCCGAGAGCCUCCCUAAUGGCGAUGGAAGGUUUUACUGCUAUGAAAAGGCUGACAGACUGGUUGGUAUUGAGUAUGGCGACCCGCUGGUGCAUAGUCUGAUUCCCGACGAGAACUACCGUUUCCCCACCCCAUGUGGACACAGGGUGCUGACCGGGGACAUUCCCGGGGACUGCUACAUAUCAGUGUACGCCAAUGGCCCCGACCUGGACACCGUCAAGAGGAUCUCGCGCACCUUCAUCAACGGGAUAGAAGUCAUCAUGAAGAAGGGCAGCAACGAAACCCGCAUGCUUGUGAACGACGAAGUGGAGUUUCGGAAGAACGACCUCCCCGUGACCUACAAGACGGAGUCUGGUUUGGUCGACAUACAAAUCCCGGAGUGUUCCACGGUGAUCAAGUACCAUUCCGCCAACCCAUCCCUCGUAAUCGACAUCCCAAAGUCGAAAAAUCUCUACAAGGGUUCCAUGCUGCCGACAUCUGACCCCGCGAUGACCUUGACACAGCAAGCCGAGAGGUACAACUUGACGGUCAAGCAGGACACCCUGGUGAUGUCCAUUAUGAAUAUCAACUCUAAAUACAGUGAAUGUCAGCAGCUUCACGACGACUUCACUUCUUACUGCCAGGAUGUCUCGGAUGAAGACAUUGCCACCUUAAUCUGCGGCCAGUACGUCUUCACCGACGUCGGAGAAGACUGCCUUGCACGCGACCUAACGGCCCGCGAACUCAUCAGCACCAUGACCGACUGCUUCCUCGACGUCUGUCUGCACAAGAAGACACCGUGUGAGGUCAUCACCAAACAUUUCUACUCAUGCAAGGCACCACUCAGUGCUGAGUUGGCGAGUUUCAAAUGUACGUGGUAGAAACCACACCAUUCAACACUUCCCCCUACCUGUGUUGUUUAAUAAAGGGCGUUGAUACGA
This is a messenger RNA of Haliotis rubra (blacklip abalone), 1098 nucleotides long. RefSeq lists its product as uncharacterized. The transcript is spliced from 5 exons. Lineage: Eukaryota; Metazoa; Mollusca; Gastropoda; Lepetellida; Haliotidae. The record is from RefSeq and is a predicted model, not a curated record. The coding region runs from base 61 to 1038 and encodes 325 amino acids.